UUAGAGAAGGGGAAGCCCACACCUCCCAAUUAGGAACAGAGAAGAAAGAAAGAAAGAAAAUGUCUAAAGGAGAACUGAUGCAUAGCAGUGGAAAGCGGCAGCGAUUUGCAAAAGACGAAGAAGUAAAACGACAAGAAAUGGAAGAAGAAGAUGAUGAUGAUGGUGAGGACGACGAUGGUGUUGAAGAAGAGAGCCAGCUUCCUAUGAAACCAGGUCUAUUAUAUUACCCUACAACUCCGACUUCUUUCGUUGUUUCCGAUGCUUUGGAGCCCGAUUUCCCUAUUAUUUAUGUCAACAAAGUCUUCGAGGUUUUCACCGGUUACCGAGCCGACGAAGUCCUUGGUAGGAACUGUCGGUUCUUACAGUAUAGAGAUCAAUGUGCUCAAAGACGGCACCCUUUGGUAGAUCCUUUUGUUGUUUCUGAGAUCCGAAGAUGUCUUGAAGAAGGUAUUGAAUUCCAAGGUGAGCUUCUGAAUUUCAGGAAGGAUGGCACUCCGUUGGUGAAUAUAUUGAAACUUGCACCUAUACGUGAUGAUGAUGGAAUAGUCACUCACAUUAUUGGUAUUCAAGUGUUUUCCGAAGCAAAACUAGAUCUGAAUCGUGUAUCAUAUCCGGUUUUCAAAGAGACUUGCAAUCAGCAGUUGGAUGAGUCAACUAAAUACUCUCAUUUCAACGAUCCGCCAUUCAGUCAGCAACGAGAAAUAUGUGGGAUACUCCAACUCUCUGAUGAAGUUUUAGCUCAUAACAUUUUAUCUCGGUUGACGCCAAGAGAUGUUGCUUCUAUUGGGUCUGUCUGCCGAAGGAUACGAAAACUGACAAAAAAUGAGCAUGUGCGAAAGAUAGUAUGUCAAAAUGCCUGGGGAAGGGAGGUCACUGGUACGUUGGAAAUGAUGACUAAAAAGUUGGGGUGGGGACGUCUUGCUAGAGAACUGACCACUCUUGAGGCAGUCUGUUGGAGGAAACUGACCGUUGGAGGAGCGGUGGAGCCUUCACGAUGCAACUUUAGUGCAUGUGCAGCAGGGAACCGUCUAGUGCUUUUCGGAGGCGAGGGGGUCAAUAUGCAGCCAAUGGAUGACACCUUUGUUCUCAAUCUUGAUGCUGCAAAUCCAGCGUGGCAGCGGGUAAGUGUGGAAGCCUCCCCUCCAGGGCGUUGGGGUCAUACUCUCUCAUGCCUAAAUGGUUCAUGGUUGGUGGUAUUUGGAGGAUGUGGAAGGCAAGGAUUGCUCAAUGAUGUCUUUGUUCUCGACUUGGAUGCCAAACAACCUACAUGGAAAGAAGUUUCUGGUGGUGCUCCCCCUCUCCCUAGAUCUUGGCAUAGCUCUUGCACGAUAGAUGGUUCUAAGUUGGUUGUGUCUGGUGGGUGCACAGAUGCUGGGGUGCUUCUCAGCGACACUUAUCUUUUGGAUCUUACUACAGACAAGCCAACAUGGAAAGAGAUUCCAACAUCAUGGACACCCCCUUCUAGGCUGGGACAUUCACUUUCCGUUUAUGGUCGUACUAAAAUUCUUAUGUUUGGGGGGCUUGCAAAGAGUGGGAACCUGCGGUUGCGAUCAGGUGAAGCCUACACUAUUGAUUUGGAGGACGAAGAACCACAGUGGCGGCAACUGGAUUGUAGUGCCUUCACCAGUGUUGGUAGCCAAAGUGCUGUGGUACCACCUCCUAGACUCGAUCAUGUUGCUGUAAGCAUGCCUUGUGGGAGGAUAAUUAUAUUCGGUGGUUCCAUUGCCGGGUUGCACUCUCCUUCUCAGCUCUUCCUCUUGGAUCCUUCAGAGGAUAAACCAUCAUGGAGGACUCUCAAUGUUCCUGGGCAACCACCAAAAUUUGCUUGGGGUCAUAGUACCUGUGUCGUCGGAGGGACCAGGGUCCUGCUAUUGGGGGGACACACAGGUGAGGAGUGGAUACUCAACGAGUUGCAUGAGCUGUGCUUAGCAAGCAGGCAGGAUUCAGACUCGUGAUUCACAACCUUGCCCAUCACCAUUAUCUAAAACAACCCUGGAAGAGAAUUUUCGUUAUAUUCGCCAGCCUAGGUCGUUUCUUCCAUAAUGUUAAAUCUUAUUUUUGACUUGUAUUACCUGAUGCGUUGUGUUUUCGUUCGGAUUCUGUCAUUGUAUAUAAAUUACAUUUCAUGGAGUCGCUGUACAAUGUAAAAACAUAAAUCAGCAUUUGUUCACUGUUUGUGACCACGCCGCAAGUUUUAUGACUCAUUUUGAGUUCUCGACUUUUACAUAUCAAAAUGCCUCGGACUUGAUAGU
Hibiscus syriacus is the source of this 2252-nucleotide messenger RNA. RefSeq names its product adagio protein 3-like. NCBI's taxonomy places the organism in Eukaryota, Viridiplantae, Streptophyta, Magnoliopsida, Malvales, Malvaceae. The coding region runs from base 60 to 1955 and encodes 631 amino acids. Gene Ontology annotation, molecular function: protein binding. The record is from RefSeq and is a predicted model, not a curated record. The transcript has 2 exons. Gene Ontology annotation, biological process: response to blue light; circadian rhythm. Gene Ontology annotation, cellular component: SCF ubiquitin ligase complex; cytosol; nucleus.